Messenger RNA from Paraphaeosphaeria sporulosa, 1628 nucleotides. RefSeq lists its product as uncharacterized. Gene Ontology annotation, cellular component: nucleus. Lineage: Eukaryota; Fungi; Ascomycota; Dothideomycetes; Pleosporales; Didymosphaeriaceae. The record is from RefSeq and is a predicted model, not a curated record. Gene Ontology annotation, biological process: ribosomal large subunit assembly; rRNA processing. Bases 144 to 1319 code for a protein of 391 amino acids. Gene Ontology annotation, molecular function: exonuclease activity; nucleic acid binding. The transcript is spliced from 3 exons.
GAUGAGCUCUCCGCCAAUCAGACUGUUUGUUUACCGUAUAUUACAUAACGAGGUGCGUCUUAGCGCGGCUGUCCUGUAUCAUCAGGCUACCUCCUUACCCUCCGCCUGAUGAACUCUGCGAAACGCUACAAAUAAUUCACGGAAUGAAUAUGGUCGCGCAGUCAGAAACAUAUAUGAUGCAGCUGCAGCUGUUGAUGGAGCCCCCGGGCGACCUUCGAAGGCACGGUUUCAUCACAGCGCCUCUUACGGACGAAGAGCUUUUACUGAAGCGGCGAUGUCUAGGAUGUAACAAAGCCAUGUCGCAACUCAGAGGUAGAGAGAGGACGGGACCAGGUCUUUCUAUCUCGGCGCAUGCAGCGAAUGUGGCAGGCGCACCUCAGAUAUCUGCAUCCGAGUUCAAUGGGCCGGCGGAGAAGGCUGCGACCGCUCCUAAAUUCAAGUGCAGAUUUCAUCCCGGCAAGGUUGAAUACAAGUAUUGGACAUGUUGCGAUCAGCACUGUACCGCUGACCCUUGCAGCGGCUCUGAUUUCCACAAUCCCCGCGACGAGUCUCUAAUGGAGCUCACCCGGCGCCAUCAACUGCACUUUACGCCUAUCGUACACCAGGAUAGCCUGACCAGAGGCCAAGACCUCCGGGCAGCUGUCGCUCUGGAUUGCGAGAUGGGUACCGCCCAAUCUGGAGACACGGAGCUUAUCAAAGUCUCCCUAAUAGACUACUUCACGGGUGAGGUUCUCGUAAACAAUAUCGUGGAGCCGGACGUACCAUUACGACACCUCAAUACAAAGUACUCGGGCGUCACUUGGGGUCAUAUGCGUGAAGCACAGAGGAGGCGAACGAUCUUAAAAGCUACCACAGGGGCGCGAUAUGCAGUAUGGAGGUUUGUUGGCGAACAGACAAUCGUUGUAGGACAUGGUGUCCACAACGACUUGAGAUCAAUGAAGUGGAUUCAUGAGCGUGUCGUCGACUCAUUUGUGAUCGAGUUCAACAUCAAAAGAAUUAGGGAGGAGAAAGAGAGAAUUGCGGAAGAGGAAGCGAUUGCGAAGGCGAAGGCUGAUGGUACUUACGUGGAACCUGUCAAAGAGACGCCGGUAUCGGGUGAAGGUGCGAACAGGGUUGUUGUACCGCCGGUACACAAACCCAGGAAAAGGAAGGGAGGAGACCUGUCGCUCAAGACCCUGGUGGAUAAGCGUUUAGGUCGGAAGAUCCAACUCGGUGAGGGUACGACGGGUCACGAUUCUUUGGAGGAUGCAAUUGCGGCGCGAGACUUGGUUCAUUGGCACAUUAACAACCCAGGUGCCAACAACUCAGAUGCUGAGUAAAGCUGUGUGGAGCACUGUUGGGCAUUGGUAGUGUCCUCACACCGUUCGACGCCUGUUCACUUCCACCACUUCAUACGACAAACAUCCCGGUAUGGUCAUUACCAGUGUUGUAUACAAACAUGAGACGGUAUGACUACUACCACUCUGCACUAUCUCUCCCAUGAGUACAAGCCCACCUCCACCCUUAUCACAGGUUUACUCUCCUUUCUUCGCCUUCAAUUUUCUUAGCUCAACUUCGAUCGCACUAUCUACUUCCUUCUUCAGGCCCUUGUAGUAUCCCAGCUUGAACAGGAUUUCGUACCAGACGAA